Molecule: messenger RNA, 3944 nt
Organism: Zea mays
Lineage: Eukaryota; Viridiplantae; Streptophyta; Magnoliopsida; Poales; Poaceae
Exons: 15
Coding region: 1-1818 (605 amino acids)
Source: RefSeq, a predicted model, not a curated record
AUGCGUGGUUUUACAUCUGGGUACACAUGCUGGACAAAUCAUGGCGAGUGUUCUAUUGGUGAUAACAAUGGAAACACUGAGGGUCCUUUAGAUACUAAUGGCAGUCCUAUGGAUACUAAUGAGGCGAAUGACCAUUAUGUGCAUAUCCAAGAUAAAAAAAGCCAUUUUGCGGACGCGACGAUUGUUGAUGUGCCCAUCGAUCAUCUGGAAUACAUGAUACAUGAUGUUACUGUAACUCCAAAUAUUAGAAGGCUCAUGUCAAAGAAAGACCUAAAACUGUCAGUACAACAAGAUGGUAAAAGCAUCCGACAAAAUAGUGGAGUUUGCAACGACGCGAUAACUGAGGUGUUUGAUCGCAACAAAAAAUCGUCAUAUCUAAGGAAGGACACGGUUCCAGCACGUAUUAGGCUAUCUGUGUCCCUCCCCGCGUUCGGCUAUCCACGUCUAGGCUCCAGGAUCCCGGCGUCCUCCCCUCGUCGUCCCGCGCCGUCAUCCUCCCCUCGUCGUCCCACGCCGUCGUCCUCCCCUCGUCCCGCGCCGUCCCUCCCCGAGUCCCGCGCCGUCGUCCUCCCUCGUCUCGCCCCUGCGUCCCUCCCCGAGUCCCGCAUCGUCGUCCUCCCUCAUCUCGCACCUGCGUCCCUCGCCGAGUCCCGCGCCCGCGCGUGUACCACCGCCCCUGCGUCCCUCCCCGAGUCCCACGCCCGCGCGCGUACCGCCGGUGCGAGAUCUAGGCGGCCCGCGUCCUCCCCUCGUCCCGCGCCCGCGAACCGCCGUUGCGAGCUCCAGGCGCCCCUGCGUCCCUGCCAUCUCCUGCGUCCGACGCCCAUCGCCGAGGCUGAGAGGCAAGAUUCGUCGUCUUCAGUGCCCCCAGCGCGGCGCCCAGAACUCCCAGGCAAGAUCCCUGAACAAAUGAGCUCUGAGUCAUCUUCUGAUACAUCUGGGUCAUCAACUUCAAAAACCUCUGGGUCCACAAGUAGCUCAUCUUCCACUAGCUUGCAUUCAGAGGACAUUGUCGAAAAAGGUUCUUGUACUUCUGCCAGGCAUAGAACGAAACGAGGUCACGCCAAAUGCAAGAAGCUAGAAAAAGGAGGUCCUCGUCGUCUUACGUUUGAUAAAAAUGGGAUUGCCCAGUCACCGGUAAAACAUGUCAAUGAAUUCUCAAGCUAUUGUGGUUAUAUAGCACGCAUGCGUGUUGAUAUUAGGAUAAAGGAUUGGCGAAAAGUGUCUACAGUGGUAAAAUCAAACCUAUGGGAGGAUGUGUCAAAGAAAUUUGUCAUGCCAAGGGAUGAAACCCAUACCCUCAGUGUGAAGAAGGUCGCUUUGAAAUCUAUGAGCCAUGCAUGGAAGGAUUUCAAGUGGAAACUAAAUAUAAAUUAUGUCAAGAAGGACAAAACUCCAUUUGAGGACUAUCCAGAACUCAAGAAAGAGUGGUGGCCAGACUUUGUGGAGUGGGUUACCUCUUAUGAGUAUAUUGCUCUAGGAGAAAAGGGAAAGAAAAGCCAAAACAUGAAUAAGUUCCAUCAAAAACUAGGACGGCGAAGCUAUACUGUACAAAAGAGAAAAUGGGCAAAGGAAGAUGCACAAGCAUUAACUGAGGGUAAAUCUAUUCCAUUUCAAGACAUGCCAGAUGGUCGUCAUAAGGAUUGGGCAAGGGCGAGGAAUCCUUCUGGCGAUGUGAACAUAACAGAGUUGCAUCCAAUCAUAAAGAAAAUUGUAGAUCUAAAUGAAAAGUCAGUAGCUGGUACCUUUACACCAUUGGAUAAUAUGGACAUACUUGCAACAGCAAUAGGGAGUAAUCAUCCAGGGAGGACAACAUGAGUGAGUGCUUAUGUGGGUUUAGGGAUGGGUCUUGCUCAAGGUGAUGGCCCUCGUAAAAAGAAACGUAGAACAAUGAAAGAAUAUGUCAAGAGGAUUGUGGAUGAGUACGAGGCCAAGUUUGAGAAACUGACAGCCCUGUGUCAGAGUAUGGAGCGUCGAUUAAACAAUUCUGAGAGUUGCUCAUCUUCAAAAUUUGUUUAUACACCAGACCAUGCAACACAUCAUUCAGUUGACUCAUUACAAGAGGUGAUGAAAUGCAAGUUGGUGGUGCAGAUAGGUCCGCAAUCUGUUGUGGUCGCUAGAGGGUAGGCUUACCCUCCAAAGGAUGUUGUAACCGUCCAUGGGAUUGAGCAGCGAGAUGACCACACAAAAGUGCAGGUUGAUUUUGUGUUUGACAACUUCUUGGAAUUUCCACUCCUUAUACCUAUCGCUAGUGGUGAUAUGUUCACUCUUGGCGAAGCCAAAAAUUCAUUUGUGUUAUGGCCUAUGUCAGUCAUACAACUAGCAGAGGAAACAACAGUUCAUGCAAAGCCUCAACAAGUCCCACACACAUCGCCUCAGGUACUCCAUCACACACCUGAAAAGGAUAAAAUGCCAACACCAACAAUGGGUACCGAGGAUAUAGAUGUCACACAUAGUGCCUCCAAUGUCAGCAAGAAGAGGAAACAUAAGCAUAAAAAACAUAACAAAAGCAAAGAGAAGGAGCAAAAAAAUUCACAACAGAAAAACAUAGAAGAUGAUGGUCUUGAUCCCCUUUGGACUCCCUCCUUUCAUCAACGAUCUCCACCACCAGUUCCAAAUAAUAAACAAUUUGUGCUAGGGCAGCCUUUAGUAUCUAGUGCAUUACUUAAGAGGAUGGGUAAACAGAGCCAAUGUUUCCACAAAUGGUAUUUUGCUAUGACCACACCAAUAUCUCGAAGGCAAAGUGCCACACACUUCAUGGUACGAUACGAAGAACAUGAUUUUCUUGAAAAAUCUGGGGUCUAUGCAGUAGAAUUCAGUGAUGUAUUUCACAUCUACAAUGAUCUUGCCCUUGAUAUAUCCUUACAUUGGAGUUGGAUGCUAUGCAUGAGGAAGAUAGACAAAUACAGAGGCAUAGUUGGUUUUUUAGAUCCAGAGAUGAUCAUUUUAAAGAGAAUCAAUGAAGAGGCUGAUGAAGUCGAAGCAUACAUUGUGAAAGCAUUGCUUGCUCAGCAUUGCUUGCUCAGCAGGACAAGGAGUGCAUAUUUGUUGUUUGCCAGGAAGGUUACCAUUGGGCCUUGUUAGUUAUUUUCCCAAAAUGGAAUACAGUGUACAAUAUUGACUCCAAAGGUUACCAAUCCCCUAGCUGCUAUAGUAUUAAAAAGCUAUUCGAUGAGGCUUUUGGUGCUUAUGUCGACAAAAAAGGUCGCCAUAACAAGAAUUUUGGUCGCACAGUUAUAUGGAAACAUUUUCAGGCACACAUACAACCACCUGGCAGUAUGCUUUGCGGACAAUAUGUGAUGUACCACAUGUUAUCCUUUGCGGAUAAUCUUAGUUUGGACCGUGAUCGAUAUCCUCAGGGUCGUGCUGGUUUUGCAACAUGUCCAUUAUUGCCUGAUGAGAUAGCAAAUGUCCGAGAACGGUUGCUCGACUUCUUCAUGAAUGAGGUGAUAGACAUUGGUGGAUCAUGCAGGGUUGAAGGUGCUUCAUAUAACUAAAUCUAGCAUGGCUUCCUAGGAAAAGAUGGAAUGGCCGCACCAGUGUGCAGACUUGAUUUCAUAUAUAUUUAGUUAGGCACGACGAUAGCGCAAACAAUUGAUUACCAAGUUUGUCAAUUAGUAUUUUAGUUUGGAUAUAGAGUACGCUUAUGCAUGAGCUAUUUGACAAUGCUUAUUUAUGAGAUAUAUAAUGGUAAUUUAGAAUGAUAUCAUCCUACUUUCAUAUAUUUGAUGGACAUCACAUAUGCAUCUAGUUUUUCUCCAAGUUUCAGCAUGUAGUACAUAGGGCUAGAUGUCGAUCCGGAUUGUGGCACCCGACGAGGUGGGGACGUCGUUUGAGAGGGCCGAUGAGGUGAUCUUCGAGGAGGAGGAAGAUGAUGGACAGACAAUGAGGACACGCUGAAAGCUCUCUUGUGGGUUUUGGUGUUUGGAUGACAACCCAAUUAA